UGAAAUUAUAAAUAUUCUUUUAUUUUAAAUUAGAUAUUUGAUUUGAUUCAUAAACAUGAAACCGCCUUUAUUAUAGAGUAUUUUACUUUUGAUAUAGAUUUUUUUAGUGUGAUCACGAGAGUUAUUUCCAAAGACAUGUCUUUCUCUAUUGCACAUGAGUUUUCUAAUCACUGUCCAGUGUCCAUGUACAAUCAACAACUACUAAUAUUUAAUUAAAUCUUUAGAAGAUACAUCCAGCUUGCUACAACUAAGCACAAAUAUUUUCAUGUUUUUUUCUUCUCUAUUUUUUCACUCCAUAAAUAGCCCAUUUAGCCCCCACACAUAUUACAAAUUAAACAAUAAAAGAAAAAAAAUGAAAUUUUCUCUUCAUGAUAAAACACUUGUAUUAUCAGAGUUGUUGAUUUUUUACAUGAUAGUUGUUGUUUCAUGUCGAGGUCCAGUGUAUAAACCUCCAGAAACUGAGAAAUUAACCGAUUAUUUUAGUAGAUUAUCGGUUAAUCAGAGUUAUAAUGUGUUUUAUGGAGGUUCUAACAUUCAUAUGACAAAUAAUGGGUCCAGUGCUGAACUUAUCUUAGAUAAAUCUUCAGGUUCUGGACUGAUCUCUAAGGACAAAUAUUACUAUGGUUUCUUCAAUGCUGCACUUAAAUUACCUGCUCAUUUUACAUCAGGAGUUGUUGUUGCAUUUUAUUUGUCAAAUUCAGAUAUGUUCCCACACAACCAUGAUGAAAUAGACUUUGAAUUACUUGGGCAUGAAAAGAGAAGGGAUUGGGUUCUGCAGACAAAUCUUUAUGGAAAUGGAAGUGUUCACACCGGCAGAGAAGAAAAAUUCUACCUCUGGUUUGACCCAACACUGGAUUUCCACGACUAUACCAUCCUUUGGAACAAUCAUCACAUAGUAUUUCUUGUGGACAAUGUGCCAAUAAGAGAGGUGGUUCACAACACAGCAAUUUCUUCAGUUUAUCCAUCAAAGCCAAUGUCAAUUAUAGUGACAAUAUGGGAUGGAUCAGAAUGGGCAACACAUGGAGGAAAAUACCCUGUAAACUACAAUUAUGCACCCUUUGUAACAACAAUGAAAGGAAUACAAUUAGAAGGUUGUAUAAAGCAUCAAAAUAAUUAUGCUUCUUCAAUAGUAAUUCCUACAUGUUCUAGAAGAAGUACUUCAAGUUUGGACCCUGUUGAUGGUGAAGGAUUUAUGAAAUUAUCACAACAACAAAUGACAGGGCUGGAUUGGGCUAGGAGAAAACAUAUGUUCUACUCAUAUUGUCAAGAUACUAAGAGAUACAAAGUUCUACCACCAGAGUGCACUGCUAACUAAAAUAUUUGGUCUAAAACAAGACAGCUUGGUGCACAAAACAUCCUGUAUUAGCAAAGAACCAUUUGACCAAAUUCUUUCUAUGAUGUAAAAAUCUAUUGAUCUGAGUUCCUAACAUGUUCAACAAUGUUAAUUAGUGGUAUUCAAACUUUAUCUAUAUUUUAUACUUUUUCUUUUCUUUAUA
Molecule: messenger RNA, 1496 nt
Organism: Capsicum annuum
Lineage: Eukaryota; Viridiplantae; Streptophyta; Magnoliopsida; Solanales; Solanaceae
Product: probable xyloglucan endotransglucosylase/hydrolase protein 33
Exons: 4
Coding region: 266-1315 (349 amino acids)
Biological process (GO): glucan metabolic process
Cellular component (GO): cell wall; apoplast
Molecular function (GO): xyloglucan:xyloglucosyl transferase activity; hydrolase activity, hydrolyzing O-glycosyl compounds
Source: RefSeq, a predicted model, not a curated record